CAACGGUCACACUGGCACAAUAUUUCGGUUAAAUUUGUUGUAAGUCGCCGCGAUGUUUUUUUGCACUUAGACAAUAAGGAGAACAGACAUUUGUGCCGUUUGGCAAAAGAAGCAGACCUUUGCCUACAAUAAGAUCUGCUUGAAAAAGCUCGUUUUAUAGAAAAGGGGAAGCCGAAAACCCAUCUAUUCCGAUUCGGAGAAUGGUCAAUGAAAACUCCCAUGUCAGCAGCACCAAAAAAUAUGGACCCCCUUGCAGAAAAUUUCCUUGAGGCAGCAGAAAACAUAGUUGCCAACGCUAGUUCGAGGGUCGCCCAGGGAAAGUUUGUUGAAAUUGGCAAACUGAUUCCCCUGCCUAACCAAGCACCGGUUUUAAUUCAGGAUGUCAAUAAUAUGUGUACACUACGUAAGGAAGCUGAGAACAUUGCACCGGUUCAAAGGCAUAAGGAUUCCCUACUUUGCGAUAAGUGUGGUGCAUUGUUUAAAACCACCCACAAUCUGAAGAUGCACAAAAUGCGCCACGAAGGCCUCAAGGCUUUUGCCUGCACAAGCUGUGACCAGCGGUUUGUAAACCAAUACCUGUUGAAGGUACACGUGCGGGUCCGACACUUGGGCGAAACGCCAUAUGCCUGCAAGUUCUGUGAGAGGAAAUUCUUUACUAGCACAUCACGCAGUUAUCACCAGCGGACUCAACAUAUUCGAGACUGGAGCUACGAGUGCAACUUAUGCAGCCUAAGGUUCAAUACAAGGACCGACUUGAACAAGCAUAAGUACCGUCACACUGGCCAAAAACCUUUUCGAUGUGAAGUAUGCAACAUGAGCUUUCCUCGACGAUCUGAUUUAAAAAAUCACUACAACACGCAAAGUCACUACAAGAAAGUCAGUAACAGGGCUUGAUCACUAAUGAUGACGAUUAAUUGAAUUGAUUUAAACAAUACAGUGAGAUGAUUUGUUGAGGCACUGGAUUGCCUUACUAUCUCCCGGAUCUCACUACGUUGUAUAUUAUUUUAAAAGCCUUUUGGUUAAAUCGUAUCAAUUUCGUUUUCGUUUGUUAAUCAUUUUGAUAUUGUUUUCUAAACCUAGUUCAUAUUACAUUACAUUACUUGUUUAUACAUA
Messenger RNA from Drosophila serrata, 1113 nucleotides. RefSeq lists its product as uncharacterized. Gene Ontology annotation, molecular function: nucleic acid binding; zinc ion binding. Lineage: Eukaryota; Metazoa; Arthropoda; Insecta; Diptera; Drosophilidae. The record is from RefSeq and is a predicted model, not a curated record.